CCACGCUGCAGUCGCCACUGGGUAAGCACAUGUUAUCGCCUGUCCAACUUUUUGACAUGUAUACACCAGCUAUCACAAAGGGUUUUGUUUGUCAAAGGAGAGAGGAAAAAAAACUUUGUUUUCCCGACACUCCUACAUGCGCCUGUGCUUGUGGUUUAGUGGUCUCCAAAGGAUUAUGUGUGGCAGUGAAGUAUUUUAACCCUUUAACACAUACAGUAUUUUCACCUUUUCUAAGGUUUGAGGAUGGGUGGACGUUUGCUGAAGCCUUCAGUGUCAUCUCCAUUUGGCCUCCUUUUUUUUUUAAUUGUUCCACAGCCUUAUAUAAACGUGACAAAUGUCAAGCUCGUUGGCCCUGAUUACACACGGGUCUAUUACAGCCACGUUAACCCGCAUCACUCCUCGCUUAGGCCAUUACAUAAAGGAAAAAAAAAAAUCUGCAGCUUGAAAGUUGGCUAAAGUGCAUCUGAGGCGCAUCAUGCUUCAUAAAUCACGUUGUCUCCACUGUAGAGGAGAAUGGCUCUGGUUAACUGUUUCCUUCCUCUUUGAAACAAUAAUCAAAUAUAAACACCAUUAAGCCAUAGUGCAGGCGGUGUUUUGUGUAGAAUUGGUUUACUUGAACUUUAUUGCAUUGCUGAGUGCCCCAUUAAGAUACAGUCGAAAGUGCCAUAAUUGCUUCUGAAGAACUCCGGGCAAAUACGGUCUAUUGAUACACACCAGCGAGGUAAAAGCCCGAUCUUCCUGUAAUUUUUCCUGAAAAAUAAGUAAAUCGCGUUCGUCUCCGCGUUGCGUAAAGGCGACACCGGAGAGCUCGAGGGCUGUGGAGACACGCUCCACGCGCACGGCUGUUAAUUGAGUUCAGUCCAGUCACUCCAGCCUAAUUGGUUUAAUGGCGCGAGCACACGCCGCCGCUGAAGCCUAAUGACCAGCAAACACCGGCGAGAGUGCGGCGAGCGAAGUGGCCGCAUGAGCUCUUGUUUGUUGUCGCCAAGAUACCUGCGUGCGGAGACCGUGGGCCCACGCGUGCGAAAUGGUGUUAAAUGAUGCAUUUACAAAAGUAUAAUGGGCGCGUUUUAAACGUUAGAGGGGGGAAAAAAGCAGAUAAAUGAAAAAAGUGGGCUGUGUGUGGUGUUUGAGCUUUUCGCCAGAGUUUCCAAGACAACUGUCUCUCCAUCCACGUCUCUUAUCUGGCGGGUCAACCAAUGUUUGCGCCCAUACGUAUCGAUUUAUCAACCUCAGUGUGCACACGAGAGAUAUAUCCAUAUAAAAUGUCGAUGGCUGUGCUGUUUGAGGACAAUCCAGCUUGCCUUGCGUGAGAAUCGUGCUCCUUCCAGGCGCUCUUGAUUAAUACCUCCCUCUUUUGCCCCACAUGUGGAGGGAGCAGUUGCACGGUCACCUGUUUUUGUUGUUGUUGUUGCUGCUGCUGGGGUCAGAAACAGGUGGAUGCCAGGUAAACCUUGCGGUAUUUACAGAGUAGCAUUGAUUUACGCGCUGUUGUUCAGUUGGCUGGGGAAAAAAGCUCCCUCAAACUGCAGAAUAUCCUGGAAACUGGGAGCUAUCGGCCUGCCGUUUUUGAGCAAACAGUGAAACCAAUGGCUUGGGCGCUACAGGGUCACAUGGUGGCAGAGUGACACACCUGUGUGGAGCAGUAAGGGCCUCGCAGUUGCGCCUGAGGCAGGUAGAGCUGAAGGUUUACGCCGAGGUAGGGCGCAGGUUACGGUGCGUGUGUGUGCGCAAACGGCCCCCCUGCAGACACGGGUCCUCGCCAGCCAUGAAUCGGGAAGAUCACUUUUAUCCCUCUCAGGUUUUUAAAGACUCCUGCGCGUACCAGAGAUCACAGGGUGAUGACUACAGCCACAGCAGCCCGCCACCCUGCCUCUACAUGAGCAGGCAGGUCCACUCCGUCUACACACCGCCGUCCAUGGGAGCCUUGGAGCAGGCCGGCCUUCCUGACAUUGCUACCACUUACAGUUUGCCGAGUAUGCGGGAGGAUCCUGGCGUGCCCCAGCUCCACCACCACCAGCACCAGCAGCAACAGCAGACCCUCCAGCCGCCUCCAGGCUACAGUGACCCCGUGGAACAGAGCAGAUAUCACCUGCCAUUCCCUUGGAUGAAAACCACUAAAUCCCACUCACACACCUGGAAAGGACAGUGGGCAGGGUCAUACGUGAUGUCUGAGAAUGAAGAAAACAAACGCACGAGGACUGCGUACACGCGCGCCCAGCUGCUAGAGCUCGAGAAGGAGUUCCUUUUCAACCGCUACAUCUCGAGGCCGAGGCGCGUGGAGCUGGCGUUGACCCUCAGCCUCACCGAGCGCCACAUCAAGAUCUGGUUCCAGAACAGGCGCAUGAAGUGGAAGAAGGAGGAGGACCGGAGGAGGGCGAGGGGGGCCGACCCGGACCAGGACUCCUCCAUCACCUCUGGGGACCAGGGGGAGGCCGCGGGAGGGGUUUCCUCCUCAAACGGACCUCACGCCACCACACCCCCCGUGUCCCCUCUGCACGGUCUGUCUGCCUCCGGCUCCAGAGAGAGCGCAUAGAUCCAGCGGAUCUAUUUUUAAGACUUUAAGAUUUUUAAGACUCAGACCUGAACUCAUAUUUAAGGGAUCAUUUUAACUUUGACUGAAACUUAAAUCCAAGUUUUAGGAAACAUGUACAUAUAUUUUUUUCCUGAAAAGAUUGAGGGUGAUUAGGGGAAAAAUCUCUUAAGAGUUUAUGUAUCAGGUAUUUCUGUAAAGUGCUCGUUUACAGGGACCCCUCAGAAAUUUCUCUUGGACCACCAUAAGCCCCCUGACUGGAUUUCACAGUCUGUUAUUUCUGGACUUAUUUAGUGACAUUUCUUCAUCGCUAAACAUCCUCUGAGAUAGGCUCAACACCAGAUGGCAAGCGGAGACAACAAAUUCACCGAGGACGAACUCCUUUCCCGGCAGCGGACCACAGACAUGAUUAUCAGUGCUGUUGUUUUCCAUACAUCAGUGUACACUUGUAUAUACACUAAGCUGUAUUAUGGAGAUUGUUAAUUAGAAUCAAUGAUCCACAUGUUUUAUUGAUUGGAGAUUUUAUGGAUACAUUCAGAAUAAAAAUAUACCACAGCC
Messenger RNA from Oreochromis aureus, 3091 nucleotides. RefSeq names its product pancreatic and duodenal homeobox 1 (gene pdx1). The record is from RefSeq and is a predicted model, not a curated record. Lineage: Eukaryota; Metazoa; Chordata; Actinopteri; Cichliformes; Cichlidae. Gene Ontology annotation, biological process: type B pancreatic cell differentiation; regulation of transcription by RNA polymerase II. Bases 1769 to 2536 code for a protein of 255 amino acids. Gene Ontology annotation, cellular component: nucleus. Gene Ontology annotation, molecular function: DNA-binding transcription factor activity, RNA polymerase II-specific; RNA polymerase II cis-regulatory region sequence-specific DNA binding. The transcript is spliced from 2 exons.